AUGGAGGAUGCGCAUUUGAUCAUGCUCGGUGAGGGCUGGGGUGUCUUCGGCGUUUUUGACGGACAUGGUGGAGGUGCUUGUUCGGAGUUCGCUGCAAGAAGGCUGCGGGAAGAAAUUGAAGCCAAUGGAUGUCCUGACAGCGAUGAGGCAGUUAAAAAACUGUUCAUCAAGAUUGACCAAGAAUUUCUGGACUCCGCGCAGAGCAGUGGCACAACUGCCACCAUGUGCAUCGUGCGAAAGCCCAAAGAAGCAGGUGGAAAGCAUCGGCUUCACGUGAUCAAUGCUGGCGACAGCCGGACACUGCUAGGCAAGCGUGAUGGCAGCAUAGUGGACGGUGGUGGCACGGACAAAGGAUUAACCACGGAUCACAAGCCUGACCACCCAGCGGAGAAGGCGCGCAUUGAGCGGUGUGGUGGCAAGGUUGAGAUUGCAGAUGGCGGCGUGGCACGUGUCAAUGGCAACUUGUCGGUCAGCCGAGGCUUCGGGGACAAGGACGAGAAGAUGACGGGUGGACCUGGCCCGGAGGAUCGUCCGGUGACCGUAGACCCGGAGAUGUCGCACUUCGAGUGUGAUGAAUCCGAUUUUCUCCUGCUGGUCUGCGAUGGUGUCUCAGAAGGAGCCUUCCCAAAUGCGGAGGUUGUCAAGCUGGUCGCGUCCACGCUUGGGUCCGGGAAGGACAUGCGGGAGGCUGCAAGGGCUGUUUGCCACAAAGCGGUGGAAUGCGACUCUAAAGACAACAUCACCUGUAUGGGUGUCUUGCUGACCGGUGGCAGCUCGUCCUCGGGCAAGCGCAUUGACUUCCACCCCGGGCCUAUGACCAGCAUAGGGCACAAGGACUUUCGGGCCGCUUACGAAGCAUCUGCGCAGCGGGCCGGACUGUCCCUGGUCGAGGCAGUUAUGCAGCGCUACGAUCUGGUCUCGGAUCAGUUCAAGGCCGAUGUCUGGCGACUGUUUUCCACAAAGAUGCCUCUGCCUGCGGCGGCUCGGAGCUCUUCGGGCAUGGCUGCAGCUUGCAUGCGCCUUCAACUCUUUUGGCUGCUCCUGCAGCCGAUCCAGGCCCAGCAGGAUGCCUUCCACGAUGAGACGCGGGACGGAAAGCUGGAGAUGUCCCUGAAGGAGCGGUACGAAUACUGGGAGAAGACCUAUGCUGAUCCCCGAUCCGCUAGUGGAAAGGACUGGUACGGCUCCUGGCGUGACUUCCGCCACGAUGUUGCGGGGUCAAAGAUCCGAAAAAACGAUGAAAUAUUAGUCAUCGGCUGCGGCAACAGUGCUCUCCCUGCAGACUUAGCGAAGCAGGGGUUCAAGCGGGUGACGGCUGCAGACUACAGCCAGAAGGCCAUCGAGUUGCAGAAGCGUCGGUUCCCCAAGCUCAAGUGGGUCCUGGCAGAUGCCCGGAAUAUGCCGGAAUUCCAGGACAAGUCGUUUGACAUCGUCAUAGAGAAAGCCCUGAUGGAUGGCGAGGGCGCCUAUCGCCAGUGGCCGCUUAUGUUUAUGGAGAUCUCGCGUGUUCUGCGCCCGGGUGGACGUUUUAUCUCCAUCUCGUUGGGGCAGCCUGAGGAGUUGGACACUGCGGAGUUCUUCAAUAACUCCACGUACGGCUGGGACGUUCGCUACAAGCUGAGCUACGACGAUUACUACGUCUACACCAUGACGAAGCAUGCUUCCUCAAAAGAGGUGGCCCCAUCCGACGCCCUCAGGGCCGAGUUGGAUAAGAUUGGGCUCAAUCCCCCGGCCGAUGGCAGGAGAGAGUGGUUUGAAAAGAAGCUCGGCGCGCUGCCGGACGAGAAGGACUCCUCUGGGCCGGGUGGCAUGAACAUGGAGGAGCUCCAGAAGAUGAUGGGCAAGGGCAAAGGCGGUGGCAAGGGACAGAGCACGGGCAGCCAGGGCAAAGGCGGCUACGACUCCGCGCCUUCUGCAGAUGAGGAGGUGGAGACCCAGGAGGACGGAUACACCUGGAGCCAAAAAGGCGAAGAGGUUCAAAUUGCCAUCAAGCUGCCGCAGGCCACCACGAAGAAGGAGGUCAAGGUCGUCUUCAAGCAGACAACCAUUGCCGUCCUUGCCAGUGGUAAGACGUUGCUGGAUGGCACUCUGGGGGGCAAGGUGGAGACAGACGAGUGCACUUGGUGCCUGGUCAAUGGCGGCACCGAGCUGAACGUAAUGCUAACCAAGCAAAACGAGAAGGACAACUGGAAGGGCCUGCUGAAGUAG
Molecule: messenger RNA, 2208 nt
Organism: Symbiodinium sp. CCMP2456
Lineage: Eukaryota; Dinophyceae; Suessiales; Symbiodiniaceae
Source: the annotation of a GenBank genome assembly